AUGGCUCAAGAUACAGUGUACAUCGGCACUGUGUCCCUUGGUGAUAAACUGGUGUCUGUACCCAAUGUUGUGAAGUACCUUGGCGCAAACCUGGCAUCUGUGCACAGCUCCGAGGAGGAUGAGUUUCUACAGGCGUUGGUCUUGGUCAAGACUGUUGGUUUCCCUCCUACCUGGAUUGGCGGAUUUUAUUCUGUUAAGGACAGGCGGUGGUUCUGGAGCGAUGGCUCCGACUUUGAUCACCAGAACUGGGCAAAAGGAAGGCCUGAUGCUGGUGCCAGAGAGGCCUGUAUUCAUAUCAACUUUGGAGGUCAAAAGCGCUGGAACAAUGCUUUAUGUGGAAGGAGCUUGCCCUCGGUGUGCUCCCUGAGACUCCUGCCGCUUCGCCAGACUAUACAUUAAAAGCAGCAAUGCUAUUCCGUAGUGUCUGCAUCCUUAAUACUUCAUGGUAAAGUCAAAUAUUGUUGCUGCUAAAUGAAGUUUCAGUUACUACACAAAUGUUGGAGUUGUCUGCAGCCAAUAAAAUGUGUACACUA
Messenger RNA from Salmo salar (Atlantic salmon), 533 nucleotides. The record is from RefSeq and is a predicted model, not a curated record. Lineage: Eukaryota; Metazoa; Chordata; Actinopteri; Salmoniformes; Salmonidae.